Messenger RNA from Plasmodium fragile, 5955 nucleotides. RefSeq lists its product as uncharacterized. The transcript has a single exon. The record is from RefSeq and is a predicted model, not a curated record. Lineage: Eukaryota; Apicomplexa; Aconoidasida; Haemosporida; Plasmodiidae. The coding region runs from base 1 to 5955 and encodes 1984 amino acids.
AUGAAAAACGCAAAUAGAAAUGUACGUUCACUUACGUGCAACAAGAAUAUAGAAGAACAAAAGAAAAAAUGGCUAAGCACAAUUAAGGGAGACGACACGAUCCACUUCAAAAAAGGGGUAGACAGCAAAAACUUGAAAAAUACAGCUCUGGCGUUUUUUAAAGAAAAAAAUAUCUACAAUGAGGAAAAUGUUAUCAUCUUAAAUACCUUUUGUAAAGAAAAACUGGACGACCAUCUCGUAAAUGAAGAAAUAGUAGAAUUUUUGCAGAAAGCGUUUUUCCUGUAUGAAUAUUUUAUUAAAGAAAAAAAAAACAGCAAAAUUAGCAAAAAGGAAUUCAUUGAAAAUGUAUGCGACUGUUGUAGAAGAAUAUUUUUAAAAAAUAUUAUAAAAAAUGAAAAAGAAAUUUUAGAUUUUCUGCUAAAAAAUUUAAUCAACUUUAUUAACCAACGUUCCUUCUUCGGCAUAUAUCAAUCACUAUACAACAUAUCCCAAUAUCAAAAUAAAAGCUUCAGAAGGGCGAGCGAAUAUGCAGACGGAAAAUUCCAGUUGCUGCUUAACGUUGUGAGGAGGGAAGUAAAUGGGGGAAUUUUACUCGUCAAUGAUAAUAGGUUCAAUUUGGAUGCACUCUUUCUGCCAGAUGAGAAUGACGAGAAAGAGAUGAGGGAGUACUUUGCCAGCGUAGUGGCCAUGAAGGGAAGCAACAAGGAGGGAGAAGCGGUCACGAAGGGAAGCGGCAAGGAGGGAGGGACCGUUACGAAGAGAGGCGGAAAGGAGAGAAAAAAGGGCACUAUACUAAAAAGCAUAGAUGGUCGUGAUGGCGAUGAUCAAGCGGGAGACACAUGCGCAGCGGGCGUGAUCGAACAAAUGGAGUGCCUAGACAAGGAGCUGAGUUGCUUCUACCUGUUCCUGUAUUUCCAAUCCUGCUUUGAAAGCAUCAAUUUUUACUUAAUAGAAAAAUUUAUCGAAAAUUAUUACAUUAGCCACGGGAAGGAGAACAUUUACAAGGAGCUAUUUCUGUUUUUGUUUUUAAUUUACAAGGAUAAGAUGCACAGCGUUGUGGAUGGCAUUUUGGUUAAUACGAUAAAUUAUUUAAGCAAGGCAAAUGAUACAGAAGUGAGAAAAAAAAAAAAACUCUUAAAUGAGGAGGUGGAGCUGGUAGACAAAAAAGUACACCUUACAGAUUACUUGUUCUAUUUCGAAUUGCUUAUAAGUAUUAUCACCUUCAAAAAUUUGCAGUAUAAAAAUAAUUACGAAUACUAUAUACACAUGCUAAAGUUACUUAAUGAAAAUGGCCAAUUACAAGAAUUAUUCUCAUCGUCGCUGUUUUUCGUUUUUAUUAGUGCCGAAGAGGGCACUGUCAGAAAUAUGCUGCUAGCCAAUUUUUCAAAAUACCAUUCAAGAAAACAUCAACAUUUAUCGAAAUUUUUUAUUCAUUUGAAGAAUGUGUUUCGUUUCAUAUACGAUAUGGAUAGUGACCACUUAGUCUACAACCAGGCUACAUUUAACGAUGCACCUAUUGCCCCUUUUUUACACCACACAGAAAAUGCGGAGGAAGACAAUGAAGGACAUUACAGCAGUGGCGUAAAAAUGAAACAGGAAUAUCUUCCAUUUGUGGCAAAUAAUAUACACAUAGACAAGUAUACGUGUGCCUUUUUUAAAGAAGCUUACUAUAUCAUUAGCAAGAGCAACACAGACUACUUCUGUCAAGUGACAAAUUUGUAUCUACACAUUUAUGAUCACAUUUUCAAUAAGCUAAUAAAAAUCAUUUAUGAAAAUGAAAUGAAUUUGAAUGACGAAUUUUUUCAGAUCUGUGAAAAUAUCCUCAGACCUUUUUUAUUCAUUUACGUUGAAUUAUUUGAUAAUUUUUUGGAAAAAUUUAAAGAAAAAAUAUUCAACGAACGGUUGAUGCUGUCCUUUGCUUUUAUUAAAAAAUAUCUUUUUAAAAGUCUCUAUGAGAAGGCUUUCCAGCAGAAGGAUCUUUUCUACGUCAUUUAUCAAUUUUAUUUUUUGCUCUACGCUCUCAAGUACAACUUUAGAAACUUUUUAACUGCUCUCGUUAUGACCAAGAGGAAGGUAACGCACCAACUGGAAUUAUUCCUCAAACUCAAACUUCAGAAUUGCACAAAUGUGAUCAGCAAAUCAGUACGUAGUGAUGGAGAGGGAAACGCUUUAGACGACGAGCCGCAAGAGGAUGGCGAGCACAAUAGUAGUAGCAGCAGCGAUGGGGAAAACGCUGACGACUCCACCAGCCGACAGGGGACAAAAAAGAAAAAUUACGAACAGGGUGACACAAAGGAGAAGCGUAAUAGCCAAAAAAAAAGACACCCAUCAGGAGACCACCCAGAGAGUGAACAGUCGGGAAACGAUUCGUCAGAAAAAACUAAUGACAAUUCGCUCCAAAUCGUGACAAACAAUUUGGAAAAUCCGCACAGCAAUGAGGAGAAGGAAAAAAAUAACAUAAUAAAUUUUUUCCAGAAAAAUUAUUGGACACUGAAAUAUUUCGAGGCAAACGCGGAAAAGAAACUGGAGGAGUUCUGCUCCCCUGAUUUUAGCUUACCUUUGGUCAUGAAGGAGACGCCCAAAUUGAAGAAGCACAGUGUUGGUAGCAACCAGAGCGAUAAGAAAGAGAUGAGCGCUGGUGAUGGAGGCAGUGCAGACGUGCGAGAAGGGAUAGACACCAAGGGGUACGAUUCCACAAAGGACCAAGACGAAAAAGGGAAAUUCGUAAAAAAGCUAAAUUCAUUCUUCGCCAAAAAAAGAGAAAUAGAUAAACUCAUCAAUGAGCUCUUUCUGAACAAUAAGGACAACGUGUACAGCAAAAUUUUAAAAACCAAUUUGGCUAUAAUAAAACAGCUAGCUAACACCAGCUUGGAGGUACUUUAUCCCAUUUUUAACGCCAGUCUGGUGUUCCUGUUUGACGACUUUUAUUUUUUCAUCAUACAGAAUAUAAAGUUAGUCAUUGAGGGAAAGGAAAAAAAACUCUCCAAUCAUAAAAUUUUUCUGAAUAUGUCCUUCAUUUUGCUGCACACCUUCGCGAAGGAUGUGAAGGUGGAGAAAUACCUCGUGUCCAUUUUUUACAUUUUAAGAUUAUCACUAAAUAAGAUGAAGAAAAUUAAAAUAAUCGAUCAACAAAAAAUGCAGGGUAAUAAUGUCAACGAAGUAUAUAAUAAAAAUACGAAGAAAUUUGAAAAUGAUAUAAAAUAUUAUAACCUUAGGAAGGAUAAGGAUGUCGUAAAGGCGAACACAUCAGAGGUGGAGGAAGAAAAUGAGAACGCGACGAAUUUGCAACUCUCCACUGAUGAAAGAGCCACUGCUACCCUCCACAAGAUUGAAGAAAAGGUAAAAUUGUAUCAGAACAUUUUUUAUGUUUUUUUAAAAUUGCUUCAAAACAUUUUGAAGGAGAAUAACUUGUACUACAAUUUCAAAUUCAUCAUUUAUGAUAUUUUAUUUUGCGAGUUUUCCAACAAAGAAAUUAUCUUCUCGUGCAUGAAGUGCAUCCUGGACAGGGCCAAGCUACAGGAGGUUUACGCCUACAGCUUGGCGAUUCUCACCGGGGCGGACGCAGAUAACGAGGCCGAUAACGUAACUGAAAAGGAAGGCGAUAAGGAGGCGGCCUGCCCAAACGACAGCCACCUGUCGCGCAUCCUGUCCAAGGGGACAUCCUCCAAAGUGAGCUUCUUCGACCCCAGCCACGCGAGCAGCCGAAAGGUGUCCUCGCUCUACAUCAAUGUGAUCAUACUGUAUUUUAUCUUUACCCAGAAGAACAAGAACAAUGCAAAGAGCAAACUAUACGACAGUUGCCUGAAAAUGAAUGUGGAGGACUACUACAGCGUUGCCAACAAGCUACUUUCCCUUUUGUACUCGAAGGAGAUGCAAAAUGCUUACUACGAGAGAUAUUUGAAAUAUCUGUGCUUGAAAAUUUUAAAAAAAAUUUAUUGUCUCUUUUGUAUAAAAGAGGCAGACAUGUACCUAAUGCACUUGAAGCGGAAUAGCACAGAGGAUACAAUUUUUGAACAUAAAAAACUGAAAAAUGUUAACCGCUUUAAAGAGGAGCUAAUUGAUUUAUUUAAAUUUUUAUUAAAUUGCGAAAUUAAGAAUUAUAUUGACAAAAAAAGUGGACAUAAAACAUCCUCAGAGGAGUACAAAUUUUUCUUUUUAAAAAAUCUUACCUGUAACGAUCAUGUGUUGAAAAGUGAUAACCUGUGCUUCCUGAUCAGCUGUUUACUUUUUCUCUUCAACCUAAAGUACGACAAGGCCAUUUUCUACAAAAUUGUAUACAUCAUUUUAGUAGAAAAAAAUGAAAACAAAAAUUAUAUUUUAAAAAAAGUCAUCUCAUCUGUUAAGAAAUUCAUCAAACUUGCAGAUACAUAUAAUUGUGUGCAUAAGGAAAAUAAAAAAAGGAAAAUAAGAUUACCAGCUGAUAUAACAAACCAUUCUGUCCUCUUGUAUACAGUCCGAACGAGCAUUAUUCUGCUUCUUCUAAUGGAUAGUAAUAGUAUUAACAAACCAGCACUUGUACAAGAAAAUUAUAUUACAUACCCUAACUUUCGUAGUUACUAUAUAAAAAAAAAAAACAUUAAAAACUACUACACACAGUUAAACUUAUUGCUCUUUAGAAUUUUCUACAGUGAAAAAAUAUUACCAUACUUCUUCAAAAUAUUUUUUACUACAUUAUACGUUAUUUCUUUUAAAAAGUUGAACCAAAAUAAUUUUUACUUUUUCGAAAAAAUGUUUAACCUAAAGGAUGACACGGAGGUUGGUCCAACGGGUGGCGCGCCAAAAGAGGGAGACCGCGCAGCGGCAGGGGAAAACGUACUAAAGGGAAGCUCAGAUAAGUCCAUGCAGCUGCUGGAUGAGGGUAGCAUUCACCUAAGUGAAAAGUCAAAGGGGUUAUCGUCCAAUCAGACAAACGGUGAAAAUGACCAAUCUGGCAAAAAAGACAAGAAGGGGGGGAAAAAAAGAAAUGAGGACAGUAGGAUAAAACCAUUGAAGCGCAGUGCAGGGGUGAAGAGAAAACACCUCAAGGAGGAAAAAAACUCGGACAAAGUUUCCGAUGAACAUUCGGAGGAAGACCCACAAGGGAGAAGCACCGCUUCCGAAGAAAUGAAUAAAAAUUACCGUGCAAUUUUGCGAAGCCGUAAUGGAAAAAGUACCACGUUGAAGAAUAAGCAGGACGAAAAGACAAACCAUGUGGAUAAAAAGUACAUCAGAAUUGAAGACAGCUCCAGUAGCGACUCAACGUCCGACUCAGAUGUGUCGUUCAAAAUAGGAACAAAAAAGAAGAACACUCGAAAAAAUAUCGACACGAAUAAUAGUGCUCCCAGUGGGAAAAAAAGAAAGGUCCCCUCCAACAGCUCGGAAAAUGCAACAAGUGAAGGGAAGAAACGGACACAAAAAGAGACAUCCCCUCAGGAGAAGAUACAAAAACAGUUAUUUAACAAACGGGAAGAAGUUAAAACAGACAUGUUGGACGACACAGGUGCAUUGAACGUGGUAGAAGGACAGGCCGAGGGAGACACAGGAGCAAGUCCAGGAGUGGGUGCACCAACCGGUGCUGCAACGGGGGAUGGAAGUGACUCCACGGAAAACUUUCUAUUCAACGGAUCGCUGUCCUUGAAAAUUUUAAACCAUUUCAUAUUUAUCUGCAAAGGGUUUCAUGAGGAUUUGGAGAUAAAAAUGUACAACGGUGUAAUAGCAUGUUUGAAGGAAAACGAAAACGACAAGGAAAAAUUGAAAAAUAUUUUAAGUCUUCAGUUCAGUGAAGACGAAAAAAACUCCGCAAAGUAUAAGAAGAAAUUACAAUUGUUGAGAAUUAUUCAAACGAAAAUUAUCUUCCUCAGUUAUAUAAAAGAGAAUUUAAAAAAGAGGAAAUCGCUCAUAUCACGAAUGAGUGAAUUGAACUUGAAUAUUUUUAAAAACAAACCCAUGUUUAACAUUGAGUUAGAUUUCGUCUGA